Messenger RNA from Diospyros lotus (date-plum), 1676 nucleotides. RefSeq names its product CBL-interacting serine/threonine-protein kinase 5-like. Lineage: Eukaryota; Viridiplantae; Streptophyta; Magnoliopsida; Ericales; Ebenaceae. The record is from RefSeq and is a predicted model, not a curated record. Gene Ontology annotation, molecular function: protein kinase activity; ATP binding. The coding region runs from base 234 to 1613 and encodes 459 amino acids. The transcript has 3 exons. Gene Ontology annotation, biological process: protein phosphorylation; signal transduction.
CCAAUCAACCAGAGCCACAAAGAGAAGAAGACGACGACGUCAAUCAGUUACAGAUCUCCAACACUUUCAAAUCUUUAUCUUUCCGAUUUCCAAGCCUUAUAUACAUCUUAUCAUAUUCAAUUUCGCUUAAUCUCUCUCUCGAUCUCGGGGAUUAAUUUAUCAAUGUUUUUGGAUCUAGAAAACCUGCAGAUUGAUGAUUGAUCGGUUGUUUGGCAAAUCGAUCGGCGGGUGCCAUGGAGGAGACGACGCAGACACUGUUUGGAAAGUACGAAAGGGGGAGAUUGCUGGGGAAAGGGACGUUCGCCAAGGUUUACUACGGCAAGCACCUGGUUUCCGGCGAGGAUGUGGCGAUCAAAGUGAUCAACAAGAAACAGGUGAAGGAGGAAGGGAUGGUGGAGCAGAUCCUGCGAGAGAUUUCCGUCACGAGGCUCGUCCGCCACCCCAACGUGGUGGAACUCAAAGAAGUCAUGGCCAACAAAGCCAAGAUCUUCCUCGUCAUGGAGUACGUCAACGGCGGCGAGCUCUUCGCUAAGGUGGCGAAGGGGAAGCUGUCGGAGGCCCUUGCCAGAAAGUACUUUCAACAGCUGAUCAGUGCGGUCGAUUUCUGCCACAGUCGAGGUGUCUACCACCGUGACUUGAAGCCGGAAAACCUUCUUUUGGAUGAACACGAGGACCUCAAGGUCUCCGAUUUUGGACUCUCGGCCUUGCCGGAGCAACGUUGGAACGACGGUCUUCUCCACACCCAGUGUGGAACCCCGGCCUACGUCGCGCCGGAGGUGCUCCGGAAGAAAGGCUACGACGGCGCCAAAGCUGAUAUCUGGUCUUGUGGGGCCGAGUUCGAGUAUCCGCCAUGGAUUUCUUGGGAAGCAAGGAGAUUAAUUUCGAAGCUCCUCGUGGCCGACCCAGAAAGACGCAUCACGAUUCCGGCGAUAAUGCGAGAAACGUGGUUUAGGAAAGGAUUUGCAAGAAGAAACUCAUUUUCAAUUCGGAAUUCAUCGCCAUUAGAAGAGCAGUCAACAGAACGAGCAAACGAUGAAAUGCCUUCUUCUUCUUCUUCUUCUUCUUCAUCUUCUUCUCCUUCUUCUUCUUCUUCAUCAGUGCCGGUACUGAAGCAACAAUCGAGUAAGAUGAAGAAGUCGGCUUCGACACCUUCAUUCCUGAACGCUUUCGAGUUCAUAUCGUCAAUGUCUUCUGGGUUUGACUUGUCGAGCUUGUUCGAGAACAAGAGGAAGUCGAAGUCCAUGUUCACUUCGAGGUCGUCGGCGACAACGAUCGUGGACAAGAUCGAGGAGGUGGCGAAAGGGUUGAGCUUUAAGGUGGCGAAGGUGCAGGACUUUAAGCUAAGGCUGCAAGGCGAGACAGAGGGGCGGAAGGGGCCGCUGUCGGUGGCAGUGGAGGUGUUUGAGGUGGCGACGGAUCAAGUGGCGGUGGUGGAGUUUUCCAAGACCUCCGGCGAUACUCUGGAGUAUGCCAAAUUCUGUGAAGAGGAUGUUAGGCCAGCAUUGAAAGACAUUGUUUGGACAUGGCAAGGUGACACUAAUUCUAACAAUGGCGAUCACUUCGAGGGGGACUCAUGCGAAGAUCAUUUGUCAGAUAAACCCAACCAUGGUUAGUUGUAUUUUUUUUUUUCUUUUCUUUUGUACAACUCAGGACCUUGACGAGCAAUUGAGGUUCCA